CGUCUUCUGGACUCCUCUGCAGCCAGACAUGAGCCUGGAGACAGCAGAGGAGAAGAGAGCCUGAGCUUCACCUGGUGAAAAAGGACAACCAGAGACCUCGAGCCAGAUCUGCCGCUCGGAACCCGAGAUGGCUGUGGAGGAUCUCCGGGUCCCCAGCACCCCGUUCUCGCUCUCCUUUUCGGGCAGCGGCUUCCUGGCCCUGUACCAGGUUGGGGUGGUGCAGUCCCUGCUGGAGUUGGCUCCCGAGCUCCUCAAGUCCGCCUGCAAGGUCUACGGCUCCUCGGCCGGGUCGCUCGUCGCCGCCGCCGUCGUGUGCGGCGUCGGCCUCGAUGACCUAAAGGAGUUUUUCUUUGCACUGGCAACAGAAGUGAGGAAAACCAUCCUGGGCCCCCUCUCUCCCAAGUGCAGCUUGCUGGCCAAUCUCAGGGCUGUCCUGCAGCGGAUGCUGCCGGAGGAUUCCUACCUGCUGGCCUCGGGGCGGCUGCACAUCUCGCUGACGCGGGUGGUGGACGGCCAGAACGUCAUGGCCUCGGAGUUCAGCUCCAAGGAGGAGCUCAUUCAGGCUCUCCUCUGCAGCUGCUUUCUUCCAAUUUACUGUGGAUUCAUCCCUCCAUCCUACCGAGGAGUGCGCUACGUGGACGGAGGUUUCACGGGCCUGCAGCCCGUGUCCAGCCUGGAGGAGCCUGUGAUCACCGUGUCCCCGUUCACCGGCGAGCUGGACAUCUGCCCCCGCGACUGCCCCGCCAUCUUCUUCUGCUUCCAGAUCUUCAACGGCAGCAUCCAGAUCUCCAUAGAGAACCUGUGCAGGAUCAGCUACGCUCUCUUUCCACCCAGCACCAUGGUCUUGAACGACAUCUUCUCCCAGGGGUACCAGGACACUGCCCUUUUCCUGUACAGGAACAAUGCCUUUGGCUUUAACUACUUCGAUGGCAAUUUCCGCUUCGGCAGCACCUGUGGGAAGAAUGACUCUGGAAAAUCCAACGGGACACACCCCGGCCUGUACAAAAGGGUCCCUCAGUGCCUGACCCCUUUCUUCCUGCCAGGCUUGUGGAAGAAGGAGCAGGUGAAUGGACUGCAGGACCCGCUGGCGAAGGUCCUGCUGCAGCCGUACAGGCUCCCAGCCUUGUUCAGGAAGGGGGUGAAGAAGGUGUGGGGGCUGCUGGAAGGUGUCAGCUCCCUGCUACAACGACUCCACAAGCUCCUCCAAACCCUGGUGCCUGGUUUGCUAAAGACAGCCGUGGACAGGAGGAGGUAACAAGGAUUGUCCCAGCAGGGCCCUGGGGGUCUCCAGCACUGCUUUGGAAUGCGAUGGACAACACCAGCACACACCAGCACGGCUGCUGGUUCUCCAG
This is a messenger RNA of Hirundo rustica (Barn swallow), 1352 nucleotides long. RefSeq names its product patatin like phospholipase domain containing 1 (gene PNPLA1). Gene Ontology annotation, molecular function: triacylglycerol lipase activity. NCBI's taxonomy places the organism in Eukaryota, Metazoa, Chordata, Aves, Passeriformes, Hirundinidae. The record is from RefSeq and is a predicted model, not a curated record. Bases 128 to 1255 code for a protein of 375 amino acids. Gene Ontology annotation, biological process: lipid homeostasis; triglyceride catabolic process. Gene Ontology annotation, cellular component: cytoplasm; membrane; lipid droplet. The transcript has 9 exons.